Gopherus flavomarginatus (Mexican gopher tortoise) is the source of this 2648-nucleotide messenger RNA. It is a transcript of the gene RAB3D, whose product is annotated as RAB3D, member RAS oncogene family. NCBI's taxonomy places the organism in Eukaryota, Metazoa, Chordata, Testudines, Testudinidae. Gene Ontology annotation, biological process: protein localization to plasma membrane; protein secretion; regulation of exocytosis. Bases 979 to 1644 code for a protein of 221 amino acids. Gene Ontology annotation, molecular function: GTPase activity; GTP binding. The transcript is spliced from 3 exons. The record is from RefSeq and is a predicted model, not a curated record. Gene Ontology annotation, cellular component: plasma membrane; synaptic vesicle; endosome.
AUGGUCCCUGCCCCAGGGUGCUGAUCCUCUAAAUUUGACUCAUUUAACUGAGAUUAGUUUAAGGCCUAGCGCUGAUCCCGUCACCUAGCAAUGAGUUUCACAGGCUAAAACCUGCGACGUCCUGCCAUCAGCUGUAAGGCCAGCCCUCCAUUCCAGACACCGGCUGGCAGAGCUCUGCUAGUCAGUGCCCUGUAGAUGGGUGAGGUCUGGCCGACCCAGCAGAAACCCUACCGGAGACGCGGUUAUACCAGCCGAACGUUGUUUUUGCUGGGCGCGUUGAUUUUGGUCGGGUGGGAUGGAAUGAGCGAUUCUGGUGGAGCGCGCAGCUUUACUGGGGUAAGCCGGGUCCCCACGAGGAGCCCUUUGUGUAUGGCUGGAGCUACCCGGCAAAGCACUCUUCAGCGAGAUCGGGCCUCAAUCCCCUCCCUUUCAUACCCAUCCAGCAUCCCUUCAGUCCUGCCUUUUGCAGCGGGCUGACUAGGAUCCCACCCGGUCUCUUCCCUAUCCUGCACCCCUCCACGAGUCCUCCCCUUGACCACUCCGUCCAGGCAAGCCCCCCAUGCUUCGCGCUCUCUCCAUACGGCAGAAAGGGGAUUGUCCGGCUCGCCCGUGUUUUAUUUUUAACAGCAGCCCGUUCAAAUUUCCAUUCCGCUCCCUUAUUAAUAGAUUUAUUGUUUUUAAUCACACGCAAACAGUGCGUCUUACGUGCAUCUGAGCUGUCAUGGAAACUAGCCCCAGUUCCUGGAACCAGCCUGACACAUCCAGGCCUUUUAAUGAAAAGAUCCGUCUGUCACGGCCCUCUGUGCGCUCUCUGGUCUCCACAGUAACAGGCCCAUCUCUGGUCUCUGCCUGCUCCUGAGAGUAGAUAAGCGCUGUACAAGGCCAAGCAGAUAGCGAGCAGCUGAUAUUUCUCACCCUCCCACAAUGCACCGCUUCAUGGCCCCUAACUGAAGCAGCCCUGCGGACACCUGGGGAGAGAUGGGCCCUUUCCCAGGGAGCUUUCAGUUCAAAGAACGGGUUAUCCCUUGUUUUACAGAAGGGGAAACUGAGGCACGGGGGGGCAGGAGUCUCUGGCAGGAAGUGAGGGGGAGCAUUAACCCUCAAGCCUCCUGCAGUGCUACCUCCGGGUUGAAAUCGUCCCCUGUGCAGCUGGGAAUCUUGCAAAGAAGCAGCUCUUAUUUGUGUGUGUUGGGGGGACGGGAUUGUUUAAAGGACACCGCAGGGCAGGAGAGAUACCGGACAAUCACGACGGCAUAUUACCGAGGAGCUAUGGGCUUUCUGUUGAUGUACGACAUCGCCAACCAGGAUUCCUUCAACGCCGUGCAGGACUGGGCGACCCAGAUCAAGACCUACUCGUGGGAUAACGCCCAGGUGAUCCUGGUGGGGAACAAGUGUGACCUGGAGGAUGACCGAGUGGUGGCCACAGAGGAUGGCAAGCGGCUGGCAGAUGAGCUAGGGUUUGAAUUCUUUGAAGCCAGCGCCAAGGACAACAUCAACGUCAAGCAGGUCUUUGAGCGCCUGGUGGACAUUAUCUGCGAGAAGAUGAACGAGAGCCUGGACACCAACACCACCCUCGUUGGCAACAGCAAGAACGGGGCCCUGACCGAGACUCCGCCCCCGCAGUCCAGCAGCUGCUCCUGCUAGAUAACAGACUCCACCCACCUCCACUCCUCUCUUUCCGUGCCCCCCCUCCCGCCCCAGCGUCACAUUGAUGUCAUAGAUAAAUAGGAUGGGAGGUUAUGGGGAGAGGCGGAUCUCUUGGGCUGGUAUCCCACUGUUUCUCUAUUUGCCGAUUACAUCAAUGCAAUGGAUCUGCUUUCCCUUUCCUUAUCCCCAAUCCAGGGUUCUUCCAUCCCGGCAACCACAGCCAGCUGAGGGAUGAGGAACGUGAGCCCAUCCACUGGACCUCAGAGGUGGUGGGACAGGCCCAGGCCCCCCACCACUGACGCAGAUUGGCCUGACUUCCAUUGACUUGGAUGGCGCUGACGUGGAUGCUACGGAUCCAACGGGGGUCUGAUGUCUCAGCAGCUGCGCAGUCUCUUGGGUGUGCAUCUAUUAACCAAGCUCUAGGUGCAGCUUUGCAAAAGGCUGGGACAUCGAACCCCCGCAUAGAUCUGUGACAACCGCUCUGUUUGUAAGAGGACGGGGAGGGGUGUCGGGGGAGAUGUAGGGAGGUUUCCUGCGCAGGGCUUGCUGCAGGAUCCUCAUGCUGGAAAACAGGUGUUGGGGGACGGGGAAGAUCCAUUUUCAUCUCAAUUUUCCACUGAACAUUUCAGGCUUUUCCCAGGGAAAUUCGUGUCCUGAACAUCUUUGACCAAAAAUCGGAGCAACUUAUUCUGAAAUGCCUCCUGGAUGUUGUAGUCCAGGUGCCUUGUGCUCUUGUUCUCUUCUGUAGAGUGGAGGUCUUGGUCAGACUACAUCUCCCAUGAUGCACCACACUCUCUCUCUGCUAGGGGAGGGCGGUUGCAUCAUGGGAGUCCCUUACCGUGGUGCAGCAUGGGAGACGUAGUCCAACUAAGGAACACGGCUCAUAGGGGAGAAUGGAAGCUUGAGGCCACUGAACUACAACUCCCAUGAGGCACCACAGCAGCAUUUCCAAAGCAACUCAUCCCCAACUGCCUAUUUCCUAUAGAGUCACACACCCUGUA